AUGGCCUGCUACGACCUCUGCCGCCCCUGCGGACCCACCCCGCUGGCCAACAGCUGCAACGAGCCCUGUGUCAGGCAGUGUGAGGCCUCCCGCGUCGUCAUCCAGCCUCCCACCGUGCAGGUCACCCUGCCAGGACCCAUCCUCACCUCCCACCCCCAGAGCACCUUCGUCGGAUCCUCCGCAUCGGCUGCCGUGGGCAACGAACUCAGCGCCCAGGGAGUGCCCGUCUCCUCCGGUGGCUUUGGCUACGGCUUCGGCUACGGCUUGGGAGGCCUGGGUGGAUGCUAUGGCGGAAGAGGCUGCAACAUCUGCUAAGGACAUCACCCACAACCUCUGACACCAACCACUCGCACCAUGGAAUCCACGGCAUGGAUCAACAAUGCACCUCCAGGCUUUUCUGGCACAUGGGUUCACUGUCCAUGGCUCCUUCGCUCCAGGCACCAAGCAAGGAAGCAGGAAAGGGCCCGGUGUGGGAUACCUGGAAACAUGGACAACGUACCUCCUCCUAUUGUCCCACCUUCUUCUUCUAUCACCCUUUCUCCUAUGUCCACUACUCUCUCUCGAAAGUACCUUGGAUGACGAUCACCCUACCAGCAACUCAGACUGCCUCCCUUCCACUUGGCCAUCUUGCCUUUGCACUCUUUUUCCUCAAUAAAGUUCUCCUGCAACCAAA
Molecule: messenger RNA, 673 nt
Organism: Calidris pugnax (ruff)
Lineage: Eukaryota; Metazoa; Chordata; Aves; Charadriiformes; Scolopacidae
Product: feather beta keratin-like
Exons: 1
Coding region: 1-315 (104 amino acids)
Cellular component (GO): intermediate filament
Molecular function (GO): structural constituent of cytoskeleton
Source: RefSeq, a predicted model, not a curated record